Epinephelus fuscoguttatus (brown-marbled grouper) is the source of this 3315-nucleotide messenger RNA. RefSeq names its product clavesin 2 (gene clvs2). Gene Ontology annotation, cellular component: membrane. The coding region runs from base 1 to 1002 and encodes 333 amino acids. Gene Ontology annotation, molecular function: phosphatidylinositol bisphosphate binding. The record is from RefSeq and is a predicted model, not a curated record. The transcript has 5 exons. Lineage: Eukaryota; Metazoa; Chordata; Actinopteri; Perciformes; Serranidae.
AUGACUCACUUACAGGCUGGCCUCUCUCCAGAGACCCUGGAGAAGGCCAAGGUGGAGCUGAAGGAAAACCCGGAGACUUUACACCAGGACAUCCAGGAGGUCCGGGACAUGAUCAUCACCCGGCCGGACAUCGGGUUCCUCAGGACAGACGACGCGUUUAUCCUUAGAUUCCUCCGGGCGAGGAAAUUCAACCACUUCGAGGCGUUUCGGCUGCUGGCACAGUAUUUUGAGUACCGACAGCAGAACCUGGACAUGUUCAAGAACCUGAAAGCGACGGACCCAGGCAUCAAACAGGCCCUGAAGGACGGGUUCCCUGGGGUGCUCUCCAAUCUGGACAGAUACGGCAGGAAAAUACUAGUCCUGUUCGCAGCCAACUGGGACCAGAGCAGAUACACAUUUGUGGACAUACUGAGGGCGAUCCUGCUGUCCUUGGAAUCUAUGAUAGAAGAUCCAGAGCUGCAGGUCAACGGCUUCAUCCUCAUCAUUGACUGGAGUAACUUCACCUUCAAGCAGGCAUCCAAACUGACUCCCAGCAUGCUGCGGCUGGCCAUUGAGGGGCUGCAGGACAGUUUUCCUGCCAGAUUUGGAGGAAUCCACUUUGUGAACCAGCCCUGGUACAUCCACGCUCUCUACACCGUGAUACGACCCUUCCUCAAAGACAAGACCAGGAAGAGGAUCUUCAUGCAUGGCAACAACCUGAACAGCCUCCAUCAGCUGAUCCAUCCUGAGAUCUUGCCGUCGGAGCUCGGUGGGAUGAUGCCGCCGUACGAUAUGGGCACAUGGGCGCGAACACUGCUGGACCACGCUUAUGAUGAGGAGACAGACUACUGUCCGGAGUCCUACACCCUGUCAGUACAAGACCUGGAGAGAGACCUGGAGAAAAACCUGUCCCCAAAAACAAUGAAGAGGUCUCAGUCUGUGGUGGAACCAGGCGUCCUGAAACGACCAGACAAAGUCAAGAGUGAAGAGGACAACAUGCAGCCGCUGCUCUCGCUGGACUAAUCCACACAUUCAAUAACAGCUCGAAAGCAUAAUCAAUAUUUACACACACAAACACACUGACUUACCUGUGCACCUACUGUAAGCGACACGCCCGCCCUGAAAACACCUUCCUCCAGAAAACGCUGCUGCUGCUGCUGUUGGAUUUGUGUUUCUCUUCAACUUGAGGAAAAAUCAAAAUGAGCUAACGGGAGGCAGACAAACGAGCCAGACACGAGACGGACGUUUCCUCGCAAGCAAAGGGCAUCCUAAGAGCUACUGAUGGUGUUCUAUAUUUAUUUAUUUAGUUAUUUGUCAAGUGCCAAUUCCAAAAAACUGUAAAUUAACGUCUUUAAACAAUCCAGCCCCCUCAGCGUGGAGCAGGGAAGUAGAACAAACAUGAAGAGAAAGAGUUGUGAAGGUGCCACAUGUGUGUGAAAACAGUGUUUCCUACAGUAGUGUAGUAUAAAGGUGAAAAACUGGAGAUCAUUUCUCAAAGAGGGCUUGGGGCCACAGUUCCCGAGCUGCAGUGUUUUUCUUCUUUGUACAGUAAUUUGAAGAAAACAAGAAGUACAGCUCAGGAUUAGUGACGAUAACGAGCUUGUUCAGCCUCCUGGACACAAAACUGGCAGACAGGCAGGCAGGCACUGGGUUUACUGGGAGCUUACUGGGAGGUUAUGGGUGUCUUUCCUGUGAAAAUAACAUCUGAACUAUAUCGACCUCGCUCCAGUUAUCUCUUGGAAAAGCAAACCCCCCUUUACGCUAAGAGUGGGCUGUAGGAUUUUUUUUUUUCUCCUCCUUUUCUGACCCAUAUGUCGCAGAGUACAGUAUUUCUUCUGCCAUUAGGAAAACACUAAGCUGCAGACUCUUUUUAAACAGUGACUCACAUCAUUACGUUUGGCUGAAGAUGUCCAAAAGAUAUAUUUUGAGAAGUUAAUAGAUGUCAAGCCAGACAAAUAAAUAAACCUAAAUUUAAUUUUUAUAAAAGCAGAGUAAGGAAACCCUCUUCUGUGACCUUGUGACACAUUUGUUACUGUAUAUUUCUGGCAAUAAUAAUCUUACAUCUAAAAUGGCCGAGCAUCACCACAGUAUCUGUUCUCAACAUGUCAGUAUUAUAAGAUUUCGAGAUGCGUUAAAGGACUGCACCGUUAUUUUUUGCAUGUUUUACUAUAAAUCUUACUCAUGAUUUCAGUACAUUAUUGGUGUUUCAUUAUGCGGCUAAAAGCUAUUUUAAUCAGUAUUAAUAUUAGUUUAUAAUCUUAACUCAAGGUCCACUUAUUAGCUUUCUCCUGAGCUUUUACCAUAUCUAACAUUUAACCAUUAAUUUACAGAUUUGAUUGAAGAUCUCUGUGCUAUCAUGUGAUUUAAAAAAAAGAAAAGAAUUCAGUAAUUCACAAUUUUGCUUUUUUGUCUUCAGCGUUCUUUUCAGUAACUACAUGAGGAAAUGCUCUUUGGCAGCAGACUCUUAAAGGUGCCCUGAGGAGUUCAUGGCCACUAGUGGAGCUAUGGAGCAAUGUUGUUUUAAAUGGGUUGUUUGUAUCAGAGCAUGUGAUUCACGCUCCCACCAUUAGUUUCACGUCAUUCCACAAAUCAACAGUUGCAAAGCUGACACAAAAAGAGGCGUAGUAAUGCACCAACAAAGGCAAAGAAGAAGACGGCCUGCUAACAAACAUUGUCGUACGCAGUGUACAACGUAAAAUAUUACAAAUUAUCGGCUUUGCAAAAGUUUUACAAGGAAGGUUCAAACCAGGUCCCCAAGAAGUGCGCCAGUAUUAAAGCCUAUUUGACAUAGUGGCCAAACCGUGUAACUACAGGUAACUACAACUUUCAAAUCCGUCAUCGGAUGCCAUUGGGCCCAAAAGAGGCUUUUUCCUACAGAGUUAAGUUAGCAGAGUUAAGGUCUUUGCACACUGAGUCCGUUUUAUCAGAUGCAUUUUUUUAAUCUGUCAUCCCAAAAAAAAGUCAUUACGCACAGAAACAUUGCACACUGAUUCUAACGUAUUUUAAUGUUCUGUUUAUUUCAGAAAUUCACAAUACGUGACAAAAUGAAAAGACACAUUUCCGCCUUUGGUUCUCCACACUUGAGUUAUUUACCAGGCUGUCGCCACUCCCUCCCUGAAUAUUACUAUCUGACCUAUUGAAAGUAGCUAUCUGAGUUAUGAAAUGAUUCUGUGCGCCCCGUUCCUCUGUCUUGUCGCACCGCCAUUUUCUUCACUGGUUCUUGGUCAAACAACUCUCUAAAGUCUUCUGACGAAUGCGGAAAAAAACACAGAAACCUGUUACAAAGAUUUUGAUUAUGGAUUAUCAGACUCAGUGUGUAAACAUGAUUCACACAAC